Molecule: messenger RNA, 3161 nt
Organism: Schistosoma bovis
Lineage: Eukaryota; Metazoa; Platyhelminthes; Trematoda; Strigeidida; Schistosomatidae
Source: the annotation of a GenBank genome assembly
GACCGUCUGUUUUUUAGAGUAAAACACCACGUAAAGCUACUUAUCGAGGCAACAAUUUCAACAAUAAAGGGUACUUCAGAAGAAGGAAAAUCAAAAUUUUAAUCGUUUGAUCGAAUAGUAAAUAUUUUGACAAAAAUAUCAAUAAUACAUGUUUAUUAUUCUGUAAAUAAUUAUGGGUAAAAUUCAUUUUAAUACGUCUGUACCUGAUUCGGAUCAAAUAACAAAUGGCAAAAAUGUGGAAGGUGAUGGGGGACCAUUAAAAGUGUCCGCAAAUUCAGCAAGGAAAGCGAAAAAUCAUUUGCAACGUGUCGUUUCAAUGUUUUAUUGCUUUCUAAUAUUUGCUAUUGGUUUAUCUAUUACACUUUACAAUACCGGAGAAAAAGAAGCUGAAACUGAAAAUUCAUUUGUUUCAUUUUAUACCAUAAUGUUUGUCAGUUCUAUCAUUGUUAUGAUUUUUACACUGGGCUACGUGUAUCGACAUCGCAAUGCUAGUUUGGAAGCAAUCGAAAAAGGGGAGUUAUCAGCUCCUAGAAUAGCCUUCUCAUUUCGUGGAGAAGAUGUAAACUUGUAUCUGCGUUUCGGAAUUGGAUUGUUUGCAGCCAUGUCCAUCGUACAUUCAGCUACAAGAUGUUACGAAAUUGCAAAGAAAUAUCCGUUACAUUCGGCUUCUAUUAUUUACAUAUUUUUCAAAAUUCUGUUCUUUAUCACUCAGACCGUAUUUUUGCUACUUUUACAUCGUAUAGUAAUUCUUGUGAGAAUACGCAUCUUCAGUUUUAUACUACUACACAUUCUAACAGUGAAUCUGUGCAUCUGGUCAGAUGCUGUUAUUAAAAAAAUAUCUAAGAGUAUUGGAACUUUGGCAGUUCUGAAUGUAACUGUCGUACAUAAAAAGUAUGAAUUAGCGGCAACAAAUUAUUUUCUUCCUGCAGUACCAGAAUAUUGUGCGAUUGCUGUGGCUGUAGUUUACGAAUUGUUACAUCGUGUUGGGCAGUUGAAGCAAAUCGAAUGUCAACAUGAAAAAAAGGAAGAACAUCGUGUGAAAUGUGUUGAUCGUGGUUCCAUUGGCAUCAUUAUUGGAACAGUUAUAAUUUGUAUUGUUAUGGGAGUUGUAAUGUUAUUGGAGAUUUGGGGGAAAAAAAUCCAUAAUUAUGUGUAUAUCGUUCAUUCAACUGAAACAAGCAUACUCUUUAUUAUUGCAUUGAUAUUUUGUGUUAUUGGUAUAUGGAAUACAAGAAAAUUGAAAUUCUCAGUGAAUUUUUCAAAUCAAAAUUUGGAUAGCAAAUUAUUAAUAGUAACAUUUUUUAUAACUGUCACAUUUUUAGUGGCAUGUAUUCUCCUCAAUAUCGCAUUUUUAUUGGGUAAUGGUUUCAAUAAUAAUGAACAACAAUGUCUUAAAUUACAUUUAUUCUCAGCACUUUUAGAGUUAAUACAAGUUACAGUGCAGAAUUUUUUCAUAAAUGAUUUAUUCUAUAGAUGUUGUCACGACGCAUCAUAUCAACAGCGUAAACCAGGCCGUGCAAUGAUUGCAUUAUUAUCAGCCAUAAAUUUUUCUUUAUGGACAAUUUAUAGCUUUCAGGCAAAACAUAACAAUAUACUACUCAGUGUGAAUAAAAACUAUGUGCAAACAAGUGAACUUCAAAGUCUGUUCAUCUACAUAAAUGUAGCCCUACCAAUGGUUAUGUUAUAUCGUUAUCACAGUAGUGUAUGCUUAGCAAUUGAAUAUAUUCGUGUAUAUGAAGACGAAAUAACACGAUAUGAAAGUAUGUUACGUGGAGUACCACAUACUAAAUUACUACCAUUUGGUUCUAAAUGGGAGGUAAUUGAAUCGCAACACCCAAAUUACUCUUUACCAGCUAAUUUACUGACAGUACCUAGAACCAGAGCUUUAUCAGAACCUGUAGUGACAUUGAAUCCAAGUGCUUUUUUAAAAGAAGUUCAUACACUGGAUAAAAGCAACAGUACAAUUCAUGGAAAUCAUCAAAAUAUUUCAAGUCUAAAUGAACAAGAAGAAAAACAACAAACUAUAAAAUCAAAUAAAUUGGAACAAUCAAAGUCGCAAAAGUAUACCAAUCAAAAUAAAAGACGUACAACACAUAUCAGUAUGGAAUUAGCACAAUAUCGUGUAAAUGCAAGUGAAAUGGAGCAUCGUCUGGCUGAAAUGAAAUUAAAAAAAUAUAAACGUGGUAAAGACGAUCACUCAAUAAAUGAGAAAUUAACACUUAAUAGAUUUAAUCCACAUAAAGAAGCAGAGCCAACAAUGUCAACUUCGUUAUCCGACAGCGCAUUAUCUACAGUACGUACCACGGAUACGAUUAAUGAAGAUGAUGAUGAAGAUGAUGUUACUGGUGGUAUGGAAUGUGACGAUUAUGAACGACAGAAUCCAUCACCUGAAUCAUGUUAUUAUACUAAAACAGGGGAUAGUAGUUCAGCUACAUAUCUUACACAAAGUCAAUUAUAAUUUUGAAACAAAAACAAUUUCUAAAAUUAAAUGUAAAGACAUCAUUCAAUAUAAUUCCAUACGUCUAUGAGUGCAUAUUUUAAAAAAAUAAUUUCGAAUUUGUUUACUUAAAAAAAACGAAAAAUUAAUUUUCUGUGAUAAUUUAUUGAUUGAUAUUAAAAAGCUUUAUUGAUUUUGUUGUUGUUGAUGAUGAUGAUGAUGAUGAUUUACUGUUCAUGAUAAAUUUAUUAUAUUGAAAUACUUUUUGUUGAAUAUUGUUUUGAUUCUAUUUUUUACACUUUCAUUAUUUUUCUCCUUCAACCUUAAACUACAACCACCAUUCAACAAUAUCGACAACAAUUUAAUUUAGACAAAUAAAAUUGUCUUUUGUUAUCUACUUUAAUAUUUUAAUGAAACACUUUAUGUGUAAAUCACAAUGAUUAAUUAAGCAACUAUACCGUACAACUAGAUAGCAAUAAGAAUAUUAAGUUUUCAACAAAAAUUCACAAAAAUGACCCUUGUGUUUCCCUUACUCUUAUUUACUCUCACCAAACUUGGCUUUUUUUCUGAAAUUCAUAACAUUAAACACGUAGACCAAAUCAAAUUCCGAUCACAUCUUUUUAUUUUGAAUUUGAAUUGCAAUAUUAUUGUACUAAUGAUGAUUUUUGUGUUUAUGAUUUGUUAGUGUUUUCUUAUUAAAACAAUAUUAAUAAUUUCAUGUUUU